Limanda limanda (common dab) is the source of this 2529-nucleotide messenger RNA. RefSeq names its product GTPase activating protein (SH3 domain) binding protein 1 (gene g3bp1). The coding region runs from base 127 to 1629 and encodes 500 amino acids. The record is from RefSeq and is a predicted model, not a curated record. Lineage: Eukaryota; Metazoa; Chordata; Actinopteri; Pleuronectiformes; Pleuronectidae. Gene Ontology annotation, cellular component: ribonucleoprotein complex; cytosol. The transcript has 12 exons. Gene Ontology annotation, molecular function: mRNA binding.
AAACCGGUCACCGAGCAGCACGUUGUGAGAAGCUUCGGAGACGAUCGGAGAAAUCACGCGUUUCUGAAUCCAGCACUUUUUAUUUUUUGCUCAUCGACUCAUCGACAUUUCCAGUUGACCAAAGAAAUGGUGAUGGAGAAGCCAAGUGCCCAGCUGGUCGGGCGAGAGUUUGUCCGACAGUAUUACACACUGCUGAACCAGGCUCCCGACUACCUGCACAGGUUCUAUGGAAAGAACUCCUCCUACGUGCACGGCGGCCUGGACGGCAACGGCAAACCAGCCGAGGCUGUUUAUGGACAAUCUGAGAUCCAUAAGAGGGUGAUGGCUCUGAGCUUCCGGGAUUGUCACACAAAGAUCCGGCACGUGGACGCGCACGCCACCCUGACCGAGGGCGUGGUGGUGCAGGUGAUGGGCGAGCUGUCCAACAACAUGCAGCCCAUGAGGAAGUUCAUGCAGACCUUCGUGCUGGCGCCGGAGGGAACCGUUCCAAACAAAUUCUACGUCCACAACGACGUGUUCCGGUACCAGGACGAGGUGUUCGGAGACUCUGACUCUGAGCCUCCAGAAGAGUCUGAGGAUGAGGUGGAGGAGCUGGAGGAGAGGAUCCCAUCCCCCGACAUCGCUGCCGAGGAGUCGACUACCUUCUACGACCAGACGGCCUGUUCGGAGCCGGCGGUUCCCGGCGACGACGAGGAAGUUGCGGCGGCGAGUCCUGAGCCCGAGCCGGAGGUGGAGAAGGAGGCGGAGCAUGCGGUCGUGGAGCUGAAGCCGGAGACGACGCUGGAGACGCAGACAGACGCACUCAAGAUCGAAGACCAGACAGACAGUAGCCCAGCCGCCGCCCCCCCGACCACAGAACCCGUCACCAUGCCCGCCGAACCCGCGCCUGCUGCCCCAGAAGAAAACAGGCCGUUCUCCUGGGCGUCCGUCACCAGUAAGAACCUCCCCCCCAGCGGGGCCGUCCCAGUCACAGGAAUCAACCCACAUGUUAUCAAAGCCACCCCCGCAGCACCGCCCCGAGCAGAAGUGAAGUCAGAGACUCAGACGGCAGCACAGAGACCCCAGAGAGACCAGAGAGACCAGAGGCCGAGGGAACAGAGGCCUGGGGGUCCGCCGCCGGUGCACAGAGGACCCAGACCAGUGCGAGAGGGUGAGCAGGGCGAGACGGAGGGCCGCAGGGUGGUCCGGUACCCGGACGCCCACCAGCUGUUCGUGGGAAACGUCCCUCAUGACGUGGACAAGAGCGAACUCAAGGAGUUCUUUGAACAAUACGGUACCGUCCUGGAGCUGAGGAUCAACAGCGGAGGGAAGUUGCCGAACUUUGGCUUCGUGGUGUUCGACGACUCUGAACCGGUUCAGAAGAUCCUCAGCAACAGGCCCAUCAAGUUCCGAGGCGACGUCCGCCUGAACGUGGAGGAGAAGAAGACCCGUUCAGCCCGGGAGGGCGACAGGAGGGACGUGAGGCCCCGCGGCCCCGGAGGUCCCGGUGGUCCCAGAGAGAGGAUAGGAGGUGGAGGAGGAGGCCCCCGAGGCCCCCCCACCCGAGGAGGCAUGGCACAGAAACCCAGCUUCGGCUCCGGACGCGGCGCCGGGCCCAGCGACAGCCGCUACCCCGCCCAGCGCCAGUGAGACGCCCGGGCUCCAAACCUGAGUUAGAUUUCUGUUUGGAUUCAUUAACUUGAGUGGUCACUGAUUACUAUUAUUUUAUUUUUUACUGCAGCAGGAAUGAAUUGGACAAAACCCAAAUUAGUCAAAAACCCCUUCGUUGCUUUGGAGCUAGGAGCAGAAAUUUGUAGGAUUUGUUCUUUUCGAGUCUGAGUUUGGGACGAUUCCCAUUCGUCGAGAGUUUUCACUGUCGUGUCAAGCCGCCUCCUGCUGACUUCAGCCGCCGGCCACCACAGGGCUGCCUCCUCCUCCUCCUCCUCCUCCUCCUCCUCCUCCUCCUCACCUGACUCUUCUUUCUCACCUGCUGCUUUUCGUUGCCCUCCGAGGAAUCCAGAACGUCACUCAUCCGCUCGCCCAGUCUCUCCCUCCUCUCCUCCAUCACCACAUGUAUUAUCUGGACUUGUCAUGUUUUUUGUUUUUUCAUGCUGAACUUGAAUUUAUUACGAAACAAAUCAAAAACAUGCAAAACACAUGAGAAAAAAAGGGUAAAUACUACUUGAAUUGGGGAUUAAAAAACCCAGAUGUUUGGUUUUUUUCGCGUUCUCUCUCCCUGUUUCUUAAAGGAACGUGUACUUUACUGCUUGGGCAAUCCUGUGUAUUGCUGCCACCGUUGUAUCGAGCGAUGGAUCUGUCUUAUCUUUUUAUUCUAUCAGGUCAAGAGCUGAACUGUCGUGGUUUUAUUUGAGUUAUAAUGUUGGCUUGUAAUACGUGGAUUCAUGGAUGCGUCUGAAUGGAGCAUGUAUCAAAUCAUGUAUCAAAUCCUGUUAAGCUUCUUCUACCGAUGCACUUCAUUUGCCAUCAUGUUUAAAAAUGAGCUCACCUGCCGAUGAGAGAACUAAAUUAAAAGUGAUUUACUGUUUUAAA